This is a messenger RNA of Heterocephalus glaber (naked mole-rat), 3357 nucleotides long. RefSeq names its product leucine rich repeat containing 2 (gene Lrrc2). Gene Ontology annotation, molecular function: protein binding. The record is from RefSeq and is a predicted model, not a curated record. Gene Ontology annotation, cellular component: cytoplasm. NCBI's taxonomy places the organism in Eukaryota, Metazoa, Chordata, Mammalia, Rodentia, Bathyergidae.
CGCGCCUGUCCCGCGGAUCGAGUUCUCCGCUUACAAAUAUAGCCGGUGAGCCACAGGCCGAGCGGGCGGCGCCUUCCGCGGGGUCCGGUGCGGUGUAGACGGUUCCGACCCGCAUCGGGCCGUGGCCGGGCCAGCCCACAGCUCGGGGAGGUGAUUUCAUGCUUCCAGCAUGGGGCACAAGGUGGUGGUGUUCGACAUCUCUGUUGUCAGAGCCCUGUGGGAAACACGAGUCAAGAAGCACAAAGCCCGGCAGAGGAAGGAGGCGGAGCGGCUGGAGCAGAGUGCACUGGAAAAGAUAAAGGAGGAGUGGAGCUUUGCGGCGGAGUGCCAGAGGAAGGGCAUCCCCCAGGCCCAGUACUGCAAGAAUGGCUUCGUGGACACCAGCGCCAGGCUUCUGGACAAGAUGGAGCAGGGCUCCCUGGCCAGACGGAGCUCGUGUGCUAAGGACGGGGCCCGUCGCAGCAGCCGGUUCGUGUUUGAGCUCUGCGGUGAGCACUGGAAGGAGCUUCCCGAUACGUUGCAGGAGCAGACGCACCUGAAAGAAUGGCACAUAAGCAACACGCUGAUUCAAAGCAUUCCUACAUACAUUGAGCUGUUUCAAGCAAUGAGAAUUCUGGAUCUGCCCCAAAACCAAAUCUCACACCUUCCAGCUGAAAUUGGUCGGCUGAAGAACCUGAAAGAGCUUAAUGUGAGUUUCAACCACCUGACGAGCGUUCCUGCAGCGCUGGGGGACUGUGUGGGCCUGGAGAGGCUGGACUUCUCCGGGAACCUGGAGCUGACGGAGCUCCCCUUCGAAUUAAGUAAUUUGAAGCAAGUUACAUUCGUAGAUAUCUCGGCGAACAAGUUUGCCAGCGUCCCGAUCUGUGUCCUGCGCAUGCCCAGUCUGCAGUGGCUGGACGUCAGCAGCAACCGCCUGAGCGACCUACCGCAGGACAUGGACAGGCUAGAAGAGCUCCAGACUUUCCUUUUGUAUAGAAACAAGCUGACCUACCUUCCUCAGGCCCUGCUCAACCUCAAGAAGCUCACCUUGCUGGUGGUCAGUGGUGACCAUUUGGUGGAGUUCCCAAGUGCCCUCUGUGACGAGUCCUCACCUUUAAAGUUUGUCAGCCUGAUGGACAACCCCCUCGCCAAGACCGGAUGCGAGCAGGGCCAGGAAAGCUCUGAGAGUGAACAGGACCGCCGGCAUUUCGAUAAGGAAUUUAUGAAGGCCUACAUUGAAGACCUCAAAGAAAGAGAAUCUGUUCCCAGCUACACCACCAAGGUAUCCUUUAGCCUUCAGCUUUGACGUCACCCACCGGAAGACUGCAAAACCUCACCGCCCUGUGGAGCUUGCAGUCCUUGUGUGUGGAUGGUGUCAUUCAGGAACUGUGACAUGCUUCACCUCAAAGCCUAGGAACUUUCAAGCGGAGUGUGGUGGCCCACUCCCAUGAUCCCAGCACUCGAGAGGCUGAGGCAGGAGGAUCAAUGUGAGUUCGAGGCCAGCCUGGGCAACAUAGUGAGUUCGGGGCCAGCCUGCCCUACAGAGUGAGACCCUGUUUCAAACACCAAAGGAAAAAAUUUCAAAUUUGUUGUCUUCUGUGGGCUUGAGAAUUGAUAGAUUAAAUGUUAAUAUUUACAUGCUCACUUACAUAUUCUUGUUUCCAAAGAAUGUAAUUUAACAUUUUAAUGUUUUAUAGAAUGCAUUCUUUUUAAAAAUCACAACUUAACGGGCAGGGGAUUUAGCUUAGUGGUUCCGCUGCCUGCCUUCCAAGAACAAGGUCCUGAGUUCGAUCCCCAGUACCAAAAAAAAAUCCAAAACCUCAUGGAGAGAAAAAUUACAACUUAAUGACCAAAUUCUGAGAUAUUUUCAGGAAUCGACGGCUAAGGGGCUAUGGAAAGACCGCGUCUGGCGGACUGUCCAGGGGAGGGUUUUGUUGUUCUUAGGAAAGUGCUUUAAAGCGUUCUUUCUCUGACUGAGAAUAUCGUUCCUUGGGUUUGUGCAGACUGCUGUCUGCAGAUAUUUUAAAUUACACUUUGGCAAGUGUUUUAAAUUCUAGUCUCUGGCUCUUAGGAGAGACUUCAGGAAUGAUUUAGGCCUGGUGGGUGGAAGAAGGGACUGGGAGGUCACCAUGUGUGGGGCCGAGAUGCUCAGGUGGCCUUCAUGGCCCCAGGAAAGGAUGGUGACCCGGCCAGGCCCGGGAGUACUGAGUGCUCCUGUGGACGCCAUCCCGCCCUGGCCCACUGUGGGGGCUGGGACUCCCUCAGGGUGAGUGUGGGCCGUGUCCUCAGAGCUGUGUCAUCCACAGUGGCCAUGUAGAGCAGGAGAAACGGAAAUGAGCAGACCACCCCAACGGGUCCCCAGCACAGCGUCCUAGGUGUGCUGCAGGGCAGCUGUACCUACGGUCAGCAGGGCUGAAGGUGGGCCCGUCAUGGGCCUUGGACUCUUCCAGCCCAGUGUAAAGUUUAUUUUUAUACUGGUGUCUUGGGCUGAGAGAAACAGGAAGUGGCUGAUUGACUUGUGAAGGGUACGUCAGUAGCUUUGGGGAUUAAGAAGGAAAAUCCAGGGCCGGGGAUUUAGCUCAGUGGUUCUGGCAGCUGCCUCGAAAGCGCAAGGACCCAAAUUCGAUCCCUGGUACCAAAAAGAAAAAAAAAAAAGAAGGAAAAUCCACAUGUUGUCAGCUGUAAGGCCUGGCCCAGUGCCAUCCAAGAGGGCUUCAUGCAGGGACGAAAGGUGGCCCAGGGUUCCCAAGCCCUAUACCAGUGACUGCUGCCACCCAGCAGCUAAGUCUGAAGUGGAAUUUACUAAAACAGCUGCCAUGGUGGACAGCCAUGCAUAGCCAGUGUGAGCCUUUGGAAGUUUAUCUGGGGUGGAAAUAAAGGGCGAUUUUUAUUUUUUGGUACUGGAAGAGCACACCUGUUCUAGGAGGCAUGCAUUUAGAAGGCAGUUCGUGGUAUUCAGUCCAUGUGAAUAGUUUGGAUUCCUCCAGAUAUUUUGCUAUCCACAGCUGCAAAAUAAGCAGAGCAAUGGGAAGCCACACAGCAGUGAGUGAUAAGGGAGACAAACUCUGAGAAGCAGGUUAAAGAUAAAAAGAGCACAAAAAUGAGAACUCACUUUAAAUAAGCCUUAGACAAUUAUAUUUUUCUUCUUAACAUUUAAAAAAGUAACAUUCAAAUUUAUUAGUUGUACUAUAUGGAGGAUUUUGGAAUCUUGUUUCCCAUCAAAGUACACAUUAAAUAUAACCAAAUGGAAACUAUGUAUAAAAAGGUGGGAAAUGGGAGCUUUCACGCAAUUAGAUUGUCUGUAAUUUUACAAAUGUUAUUUCAAUAAAACCAGUCUUUUCUGUAAAAACCUUGUCUCAGAGUCACAUAUAAAUAAAA